AUGCUGCAAGAGCUAUCGCAUAUGGACAGAAUCACCCAGCUUCAAGAUGAGAUUCAACAGAUACUCGUUAUAAUGUCCAAGAGCAUUGGAUACCUGACUACCAAGCCGAACUUCCUCCAAGUCAGUGAAGCGAUACCCGUAACGAAGGAGAGGAACAAGGACAAGUAUGAUCCCCCGGAUGUCUUCGAAGCCAACCAAAAGGAACUGGUCACGGAUUUGGUCGUGAAAGCGAAGCAGAUUGAGUACCUCAUUAACGCCCUGCCGGAACCAGAAGCAGAGGAAGUCCAGGCUCGUCGACUGCAAACCUUGGAAAACGAAAUGGCGAUCGCGAAUGAGGAGUAUAUUGCAGCGGUGAACCGAGCGAAGGAUCUUUAUUCCCAAAUAACGGAGACUCUCAGCUCGAUGCUCACUGAAGAUGACACGGAUCUCCUACUUCUUCAACGUCAGGAACAAGAAUCCAAGAAGACCGCUGGCGACGAGAUGGAAGUCGGAAGCUAG
Coprinopsis cinerea okayama7#130 is the source of this 498-nucleotide messenger RNA. RefSeq lists its product as hypothetical. Gene Ontology annotation, biological process: regulation of transcription by RNA polymerase II. Lineage: Eukaryota; Fungi; Basidiomycota; Agaricomycetes; Agaricales; Psathyrellaceae. Bases 1 to 498 code for a protein of 165 amino acids. Gene Ontology annotation, cellular component: mediator complex. Gene Ontology annotation, molecular function: transcription coregulator activity. The transcript has 5 exons. The record is from RefSeq and is a predicted model, not a curated record.